Molecule: messenger RNA, 2139 nt
Organism: Podarcis lilfordi (Lilford's wall lizard)
Lineage: Eukaryota; Metazoa; Chordata; Lepidosauria; Squamata; Lacertidae
Source: the annotation of a GenBank genome assembly
AUGGUGGAGGUUCAUGAGAUGGUGGCCUCUCAGGGUAAGGAUCCUUUGCGCCUUCAUUAAUAGUUAUAAUAGGUAUGGGUUCCUCAGUGGCUCAGAGUGCCUCCCUUCAGCUCCGCUAAAGGAGGUCACAGUGUUUGUUUUUCUCUUAAGUUAAAGGCCAGAAGCCUGGCUGAGAAUAAAUAUUAUUGCUUCUCUGCUACAAUUAGCCAUUGAUGGCUUCUGGGUUGCCUCCCUGGGGGAGAGCAUUCUUUAGGUGGGGAGCCAGCACUGAAAGACGCAUUCCGUAUUGCCUCUCUUUGCACCUCAAUUGGAGAGGGCACUGUGAGAAGGACCUCUGAUGAUGAGUGCAGGCUCUAGGUGGAUUCAUGAGAAGCAGUCCUUGAGCUACAUAAGUCAAAAUCAGCACCUUGACUUGAAGACAGCAAACCAGAUAUGCUCAGAGCCUCUUGCACCGGUCAGCACUCUGUAGUUUCUGAACGGUCUUCUAAAGCAGCCUGAAGUAUAAUGCAUUGUGGCAAUCUAGCAUGGAGAAUGGUAGAAAAAGCAUACUAAAAAUCUUCUGUGUGGGGAUCCUAAUUUGUAGAAUACUUGAGUAUCUUGUUAUUGUUAUUGGUUUCUAUUGAUGUAUUGGUUUGUUUGUUGCAUAUAUAGAAUCUUCUGUUUCUUAAUAUUUGAGGUUUGAUUGCAUUUUUAUAUAUGCUGCAAGCCACCCAGAGAGGCUUGGGAAACCCAGCCAGACGGUUGGGAUAUAAAUGAAAUAAAUGCUACUAUUGUUAUUAUUCAUUUUGGUUUUUCAACAAGCUCUGCAGAUCUAGGCUUUUCAAGCUUCUCUGAGUUGCAGUGCUGUAUUAUCAAUGCUCAGGGGUGGCCUCACUUCUGCCCCCACAAUGGGGGCUCAAAAUCCAUAAGGAGCGUACCCCUGCAAGUUGGGUGGGGUGGUCCCCACGAGACCUCCAAGGGGUGCAGACGCCUCCCCCCAUUCACUGGCAAAGAGCCUUUUCAGAUCCUGACAAAGCUGAAUGGUGGAAUGUCUGCCCUCUUGUGGACAUGCCCUUGUUGGGGAGGAUCCUUUUCGGGACUUGGCUGGAGGGAGAGGACUCACAGAGCUUUGCUGCCCAUCCCACUUCAGCCCUGGAGGCCGGGGAGACUAGCAGCAAAGCUGAGCAGUGACGCCCCUUUGGGGGUGACACCUGAGACAGCCACCUCACACAGGCCCAUAGGCAGGCAGGCUCUGUUGAUGUUAUUGCCUGCUGGUUUAAAUUGUGUUAUUUAUGGCUUGGUUAAUCUUAGGGGCUGCUCACCAGAACUUUUCUGAUACAAAUAACUGGUGAUAUUUUAUUAAAACCAGGUAUCACAUCAUUGUUUUAAUGUAAAAUGCCGUUAACAUAGUGACAGGCCUUGAGUUUUGAUAAGGAAACAGCUGUAUCAACCUUUAUUUUAAUUUUUUUAUUCCAUCAGGAGAUGUUUGGGGGGUCCUGGAUGAGGAGGAACCACCAGAAGCCUGGCCAGAAAGAGGUGAGGCGCAAGAGAACGAAAGGAAGUUGGGGGUUCAAGAUGGAGCCAACAAACAAGAGAGGAGAGAAACAGUGAAGCCAAGGGAUGAACACAGUGUUUCCCAAGAAGAUGAAAAUCAACUUAACAGGGUGGAGAAAAAACAUGAAUGUACUGUGUGCGGAAAGAGAUUCUGUAGUCGCUCAGCCCUUGCUACACAUCAAAGCGUACACUCAGGUGAAAAACCUUAUGAAUGCAUGGAGUGUGGAAAGAGAUUCAGAAACAGUGGCCAACUUAAUAUGCAUCAGAUAACUCAUACAGGGGAGAAGCCUUAUGAAUGCAUGGAGUGUGGAAAGAGAUUCAGAAACCGUGGCCACCUUAAUGUGCAUCAAAGAACUCAUACAGGGGAGAAACCUUAUAAAUGCAUGGAGUGUGGAAAGAGCUUCAGUGCCAGAAGCAACCUUAUUAGACAUCAAAUAACUCAUACAGGGGAGAAACCUUAUGAAUGCAUGGAGUGUGGAAAGAGCUUCAGUUACAGUGGCCAACUUAAUGUGCAUCAAAGAACUCAUAUAGGGGAGAAACCUUAUGAAUGCAUGGAGUGUGGAAAGAGCUUCAGAAACAGUGGCCAACUUAAUGUGCAUCAGAUAA